AGGGAGCACAUGCCGGCUCCAGCAUGCUUGAGCGGCUGGGGAGCCCAGCGGCUCAAGCAUCAAAAUCUCGGAAGCUCAAAGGCUUCCGAUCAAAACAAACGCCGCGCCGGAAAAGGAAGCAGAAAUAAGAGAGAAGGAAGAGGAAAGGGGGGAGAGAAACCACUCAUCCUCGUCCACCAAGUUUCUUCGCUGUCCCGUGCCAACGCCAGGAAUAUACUGUUCUCGAAACUCAAUUUCCACUGAAAACGCGCGUUUGAUUUAGAGGAAAACUCUUAUUUUCUCAUUAGAAGGAGAUAUGGGGAGAAGCAAGCGGAAGGCUGAUCAACCGUAUAAUACAGAAAGUUGGUGCUUUGUCUGCAAAGAUGGUGGAAAGCUUCUGCUAUGUCAUCGCUAGUGGGCACUGAAGACGUUUCAGAUUCUGAAACCUUUUAGUUUGGUUCCUCAAAUUGCGUCACUGUUUUUUUUGUCUUUAUUCUGUUCUGUUCUGUUCCGUCUGGUGACUCUGGUCCUAACUUUUGUUGUGAUCGGACAAUGUUUUCUGUCAGAUUGUUCCUCUCUUCCUUGCAUGCUUAGUGCUUCGCGCAAAGAUAGUUUUUUUUUUUUUUUUUAAUACUAGUUUUUGUGGAUUUUAAUACAAUAUAUAUUCAGCAUUAAUGCUUGCAUGUAUAAGAGUUAACAAAUCUAUAUAAGAGCUUUAUUUUGGAUGUGUUCUCAACUUUCAUGCUUCCUAGUUUCAGGGAUUGUCUGAAAGCUUACCAUCCUGGCUGUGUGGGAAAGAAGAACUCAUUUUUAAAGUACCGAAGCAACUGGAUUUGCAGUUAAGUUUUGAUUCUUACAAGAUAUUAAGUUUUUAGCAUUCUAAGAAAAGCAUUCUUUGUCUGUUAUGAUAAUUUUUCAACAUUUUCUUCCCUCUAAAUGAUUCUGCCUGAUUUGAGUUUGUAUCUUUUUUCCUUUUUUUAAAAAAUGAAAUUUAUGUAA
Molecule: messenger RNA, 978 nt
Organism: Rubroshorea leprosula
Lineage: Eukaryota; Viridiplantae; Streptophyta; Magnoliopsida; Malvales; Dipterocarpaceae
Source: the annotation of a GenBank genome assembly